Molecule: messenger RNA, 1557 nt
Organism: Moneuplotes crassus
Lineage: Eukaryota; Ciliophora; Spirotrichea; Euplotida; Euplotidae
Source: the annotation of a GenBank genome assembly
AUGGAUGAUCAGGAAGAAAAAGAGCCUCUAGGCUCGGGGUAUUCUCAUACUAGUAGCACAGAGAUUCAUCUUGCUGAAGACACUGAAAAGGAAUCUCCGAAGCUGAAUAAACUUUACAUGUCUUCUUUGGUUUUCUUUUCAAUCAUUGGAGGUUUCUUGUUUGGGUAUGACACCAGUGUUAUUGCAGGAGCUAACCUUUUUAUAAAGUAUGAUUUCGAUUAUUCUGACUUCCAAAAGGAACUUGUUGUUUCAAUGACAACAUUGGGAGCAGCUAUCGGGUCCUUAACUGGAGGUCCGAUUUCAGAUAAAUUAGGUAGAAAGAUUACAAUAUUUGUAGCGGAUUUGGCCUUUGUGAUAGGCUGUGUUAUAAUGGCCUUUACUCCAUCUAUUCCAGUACUGAUUGUGGGAAGAUUUGUGGUAGGCAUUGGUGUUGGAAUAGCAGCCAUGGUAGUCCCUGUUUAUAUAGCAGAGAUCUCUCCGAAAAAUAUCAGAGGAAUUUUGGUUAAUUUAAAUGUUGUUUUUAUUGCAACUGGGCAGUUCUUGGCUCUUGUUGUCUGUCUUUUACUUGGAAAUAGAUGGAGAUAUAUGCUUGGACUCGCAGGAAUACCAGCAUUACUUCAAGGGAUAGGAAUUAUCUUCAUGAGCGAAUCCCCAAGAUGGCUUUUUAAAAAUAACAAAGAUUCUGAAGCAAAGAAGUCAAUCAGAAGAAUUUAUAAGGAGUCUGAAGAAAAUUUAUAAGCGAAAUAAUACAUGAACAAAAAGAAGAGGCUAAUAAAGUUAAACAGUAUGAAAGCUACUCUUAUUUUGUUUUGCUCAAGCAAUCCUUUACAAAAUAUUGACCAUGUCUUCUUGUCGGAUGUGGACUACAAAUGUUCCAACAAUUAUGUGGUAUAAAUACAGCAAUGUAUUACGGUCCUGAUAUUAUGCAAGCAGCUGGAUUUGGAGAUAAAGAUAAUCCCAAAGAAACUCUAAUUAGCUCUCUUCCUCUGGCCUUUGUAAACGCAGCAGGAGGAGUCAUUGCCUGAUUCUUUAUAGACCGAAUGGGAAGAAGAUGGAUCUUACUUCGUACAUUACCCUUCGUUGCUCUUUUUAUGGGUUUCAUCGGACUAGGAAUGGGAUUAAGGAAUCAUACAAAUGAAACUCAAAAUCUAGCUCAACAAUUUGGAAAAUGGUUUGCAGCAAGUGGAAUUUUCUUAUACCUCUUAGCAUUCUCGAUUGGAAUGGGCCCAACUCCUUGGACUGUUAAUUCGGAAAUCUACCCAUUACAUCUCAGAGGAGUUUGAAAUAGUCUCUCUGCUACUACAAACUGGGUAUCAAACUUUGUUGUAUCCCUAAGUUUCUUGACAUUGCUCAACCAUGUCCCCUAUGGCGAUGUUAUUGCAUUUCUCUUGAUCCUAUGAUUUGCAUCAUUCACUCUACUUUUCGUGUUCAAGCUUCUUCCUGAAACCAAAGGUCUGACACUUGACAAAGUCCUUGAACUCUUCGUUAAGGAAGAAGAUGAACAAUUUGCAAUUAUGGAUGACUAAAGCUGCAAUAAUCUUGAAAAUAGUAUCAAUA